AGUUACGUAUGAGCGUAAAAAAUAGAAACUUUCAAGAUGGCUGAGUCCGUAGGAUCCAUGCAUUUCGCAGCUAAUGGCAAAAUAAAUCCCCCAAAACCCUUGGUACCCAAAAUACCACCUGAGAGUCGACCACAGUCUUCCAACGAUGUCUUCCCCCCACCGCCCAAGAAAGUCAGAAUUGAGGAGAAGAGCUUGAAGCAAAAGAAAUUGAACGGGGACGUAGUGUGCGCAGGGGAAAAACACAACGGGAAGCAGAGUUAUGGAAGCCCAGCGAAAUGGAGUUUCGGCCCGGCCAAGCCGAGCAACUCCACAUCGCCAGCUCCCGCACGAAAGAUCUUCAAGAUCAGCAACUUUCUCGCCUCUCCUUCGAAAGUGAAGAAACCGAAGGAGAAACGUCACAAGGAAAAAGAGAAGAGCACUAAAAUGCAGAGCUCAAUCCUGGAGAAAGUGAGCCUUCCGAGUUGCCAUACAAAAACGGAGAAUGGUGAUGUAAAGAUGUUACGAGAUCAUACUGGCAAAGAUGAGGAAAGAGAGAAGAAAAGGGAGAAGGAUACUGAUAAGGAGAGGGACAGGGAGAAGAAGAACCACCCAGGGAUGGUUGUGAAUGAUGUUGCGAGGGAGAAUGGAGAGGUGAAAAUGCCACUGAAAGACUCAACAGAAAAGCCAAAAUUCAACUCUGAGGACGAGCUCCUCUUGAAAAAGUUAAAGAAAAAGAAGAAAAAGAAGCACAAAGACGGAGAGAGGGAAAGACGCAGCCGGCCCAAGAUGUACCACCGCUCCAGCCAGACUGUGUGUUCGGGUGUAUCUGUGGACCUGCCUGACCUGCUCAACACACCAGACAGAAGUAACAACAGCAGCAAUAACAGUUUCUUCCAAACCUUCCCAAGUCCCCAUCAGGAUUCUUCCAGCAUCACCACUAGUACUUCUGUGUCCACCUCCACAGCCUCCAUGGUCAGGGAGAGGUUGGGCUAUGGCUCCCCCCUCCACAGUGCCCCGUCCCUCGGCAUGGCGGUGCUGGAGUUUGGCAGUCUGAUCCACGUGGAACAGCAGGCCAACGGCGGAGCCUUGGUGGCCCACGCCUACACCCAGCAGCUGGCCUGUCUCUCACCGGCUGAGAUGCAGCGCUUCGCCCAGGAGUUUGUCACCCUGUCAUUCAGCGAGGACCAAGCUGACGCCGCCCAUUACGUCAUGGGCAUCAUCCAUGGAGCGGCCUCCUACCUACCAGACUUCCUGGACUACUUCUCCUACAAGUUCCCCAACGCACCCGUCAAGAUGGAGGUGCUGGGGAAGAAGGAUAUAGAGACCACCACCAUGACCAACUUCCACACUCAGGUGAAGCGUACCUACUCCCAGGGGACGUACCGCGCGGGGGCCAUGCGGCAGGUCAGCCUGGUGGGGGCCGUGGACGAGGAGGUGGGAGACUACUUUCCCGAGUUCAUAAACAUGCUGGAGGAAUCGCCCUUCCUUGAGCGUACCCUGCCCUGGGGCACGUUCUCCAGCCUGCGCCUGCGGAGUCCCACAGAGAGUGAUGAUGGGCCCAUCAUGUGGGUCAGACCAGGGGAACAGAUGAUCCCUGUGGCUGACAUGCCCAAGUCCCCCUACAAGAGAAAGAGGUCAACCAAUGAGAUCAAGAACCUGCAGUACCUGCCGCGGGCAAGCGAGCCCAGGGAGAUGCUAUUUGAGGACCGGACCAGAGCCCACGCCGACCACAUCGGACAGGGCUUCGAGAGACAGACCACCGCCGCCGUAGGGGUGCUCAAGGCUGUGCGCUGUGGAGAGGGUGAUGCUCCUGCCAGGAUUACCAAAGACGUGGUGUGUUUCCACGCUGGAGAUUUCCCUGAAGUGGUCCAGAGGCUCCAGCUAGACCUGUACGAACCACCCCUCUCACAGUGUGUGCAGUGGAUAGAUGAUGCCAAGCUGAACCAGCUGAGGAGAGAGGGCAUCCGCUACGCCCGUAUCCAGCUCUACCACGACGACAUCUACUUCAUCCCUAGGGGAGUGGUGCACCAGUUCAAGACUGUGUCUGCUGUCUGCAGCCUGGCCUGGCACAUCCGCCUCAGACAAUACCACCUGGACCAAGAGAGGGAGGAAGAGGAGGAGAGCUGUACUUCUACACAGGCAACAAGUCAAGUCAUAGAGGAAGCGGAAGAAACGGAGGAAAGUGAGGAGGAGGAGGGAGGGAAAGAGGACACUCCUACACAGCCACAGACGCACAUAAAGACUGAGGAGGCAGGGGCAAGGACGCCCGUACAGGAGCCGCUGUCAGUUUGCAAGGAGGAAGAAGACACACGGGAGGAGGGAGCGGAGAGAGGAGGCUGUACAGCUACACUGGCAUUCCCUUUAGUCAAGGAGGAGAGAGGGAAAGGAAACGCAGUCACAGAAACACUACUGGAAAUCAAGAAAAGAAAGGAGGAUGAUGACCAUCACAAGAUGGAAGAGAGAGUGAGAAAAAGAGCAAGAGAUGGCACUACACCCCCACAGAUGCCACCACAAGUGCUGAUGGAGGGAGAUGGAAAAGAUAAUGAACUAUUAAAGGCAUCACAGCAGGCUGGCAUAGAGAGAGACGAGGAAGAAAGACAUCAGAAGACACCUCCACAAGUCCAGAAUGAAAGGCAGAGGGUAAUAGAUUGUAGCACAGCCACACAAACACCUCCACAAGUCAAAAAAGAGAAGGACAAAGGGAAGGGGAAAGAUUUGGAGAAAGUGGAGAGGGAGAAGGAGAAGAAGGAACAGGGGAAAGAGAAGGAGGAGCGGGGGAAAGAGAAGAAGGCGAAGGUGAAAGAUAAGGACAGAGAAAGGGAAAGAGGGAAAGAUAAGGAGAAGGAUAGAGUGAAGGAGAAAGAGAAGGGGAAAGAUGAGAGUGUUAUGGAAAUCACCACACAAACAGAGAUAUCUCCACCCAUUAGGAAAAAGGAGGAUGAGGAGAGGAAACACACACAUCAACCCCAACACACCCAGAGGGAGAAGGGAGUGAGGGAGACAGACACUGCCUCAAAGACACAGCCUCAAAUCAAGAAGGAACGAGACAGGGACAGAGGUGGUAAUGGUGCACAGACACAGUCUCACACACGGUUAGAGAGAGAGGAGGGCAGAGAGAGCAGCACACACAGACACAAACCCUCUCAUGGAAAGAAGGACAGAAAUGGGUAUAGAGAGGGGAAAGAGGGUAACCCAUCCACACACCCCAAUCCAGGGAGAGAGGAGGAUGGGAAGGUUCUCUCUCCUAGACCCACACCCUCUCAUGUGAAGGAAGGAAAGAGAGAUCGAGAGGUCAACCAUAAGGACGAGAGGAAGAAACCUCACCCUGCCCCUAGCUGCCCCCCCUCGUACCACAAACCCCCACGGACACUCGUAACCUUUGACCUCUUUAAGCCUAUGGAUGCACUCCAAGCCCCGCCCCUCUCCCUGGCAGACAGGUCUCACCACAGUGACUGUCGAGGCGCUCGCUCCAAGUCUGAGAGUCGGACACUAGCGCCCUCUAAAGGACCAAAAGUAAAGGACACGACACACACCAAACCUGCAGUUCCUCUCCAGGACACGAGGCCGCAGCACUCGUUAAAACACCCCCUGAAACCCCACACCACACAUCCACAGCAUAAAGACUUUUUAUUAUGAACGUGUAGUUCUCUCUAUUGUACAACUUACUUAGCCUUCUCCAAGAUCUGUUGCUGCUUCAGCAAUACUAUAAUUGACAUGCCAUAGUACAUACACAGAGGAGUUGAAUUGGCUAAGGCAUAUACAGAUCUGGGAUCAGGCUACAACUUACAGUAAGGCCCUGUUUGGAACUUUGAAAUGCAUCCUUUCUUUCUUCCUCCAUUCCUUGAAGUAAUAACUGGUCUAAUACAGUUGGAGGGUAAAAACUAGUCCAAUGGACUAAAGGAGCCUAAAGUUUCUCCUUGUAGUCCAAGGACCUUUACAUGUUCUGUGUAAAGGCGAACUGGCUCUGGCAGCCAAAACAGCCAAAUACUCAAGCUAAACUUGAAUCGAUUCUCAACUAUGGUACGGUUCAAGAAACAUAAAUCCCUCUACUUUUAUAUCAAAAGAAUUUCACAAAUGGAAAAUAUACGCUUACUGUAGACUGUUUAACCGGUGUUAACAGCUACAGCCGACAGUAUUUUUCAGUGACAACACGUUUUUGGAGUCUGUUUACCAUUUACAUAACUAAUUAGCACAGGUACGCCUCUAUCUUCCGUUUGUUUUCUAUAAACAAGUGAAGUAACAUGGAAAUAUGGCUGUGUGGGAACCCUCAUCAUAUUUAGGUGUGUAGUAAUUUAGCCUUUUAAAAAUUAUUAUUUUGUUGCUAAUAUGAAAAGAUGCGUUCCUUAUGUUUCCAAAACCAUACCGCAAGCGACGCAUUUUAACGUUCAGAACGAGCGUCGGGGUUCUUACAACUGCCCUAGCCACAAGAUACUAUCGUCAAUAGGCGCUACGGUAGUUAGCCUCUGAAUGUGUGACAAACCCAGGUGUUACACCACGUAGUGCACUCUCUGAGGAAGGAUGCAUUUCAUAGCGUCUGAAGAGGGUUGAAGAAGGAAUGUACGCUAAGUAGCUCACUUCACGUUUGUUAGUGAAUCUACGUAGGUUCUUUCUAUGAAAAGCGUUGUGACCCGUGCGUUAGUGCCUGUGCCCUACUUAGCUACACUUUGUUCUUCAGGCACCUAUUCUAGGUACCCAAUGGCUCAGUCCCAAAACAGCUCCUUGGCUCCUUUGUCUUCUCCUAGCCUUUCCCUCUUUAAAGUUUGCAGAUCUGAAGGGACUGGUUAGUUGUUUGUAGGCAAUAUGUUUCCCCAUCUAGGCUCAAUUACAAAUCGACUCCUAACCCCAAACCCUUGAAGUCUACACUAGACUAUACUGAAGUGGUUAAUAGGGAUAGGGCUCUAUUUGGAAUGUAGAACUAGCCUUCCUGUAUGCUAUGGGGAGCAUCUACUAUAUUGCUUAUACCUAUCCAGGCACUUCAGGUUUGCCAACACUGAAGGGCUCAGAGCUAGGGGCUAUUUUUGGACCAGUCUUGUAUGAUUCAACACAGGGCUGUAAAUGAUACUUACCGAAUCUGUACAGUAUAGAUGUACUUGUACUGAUGUGAGAAAAUGUAUACAUAAAUGCAUAUAUUUUUUGUAAGCUGAGUUUUAUUUUCCAUAGAACUUAUUUAUAUCAUUUUCAGUCUGUUUUUAUUUCAGAUGUAUGUGAGAAACUCUGUUGUAAAUGCCUUUGAUCUUCUGAGAUUAAGACUUGGUAGUGUGAUUUAUACUCUGACCAGAACCUUUCAAUAAAAGGUUUCUAAUAUUA
This is a messenger RNA of Oncorhynchus kisutch (coho salmon), 5286 nucleotides long. Its product is annotated as lysine-specific demethylase RSBN1L. The transcript is spliced from 8 exons. Bases 37 to 3615 code for a protein of 1192 amino acids. Gene Ontology annotation, cellular component: nucleus. The record is from RefSeq and is a predicted model, not a curated record. NCBI's taxonomy places the organism in Eukaryota, Metazoa, Chordata, Actinopteri, Salmoniformes, Salmonidae.